Molecule: messenger RNA, 1732 nt
Organism: Monopterus albus (swamp eel)
Lineage: Eukaryota; Metazoa; Chordata; Actinopteri; Synbranchiformes; Synbranchidae
Gene: rflnb
Product: refilin B
Exons: 3
Coding region: 519-1127 (202 amino acids)
Biological process (GO): actin filament bundle organization; negative regulation of chondrocyte development; negative regulation of bone mineralization involved in bone maturation
Cellular component (GO): actin filament bundle
Molecular function (GO): filamin binding
Source: RefSeq, a predicted model, not a curated record
ACUUGAUUUUACCGAGCUCCGGUGUGAAAUGAGGGUCUGGAGUGGUGCUUCAUCCAAUCAGCAGCCAGGAAAGGCUUCAAAAGGCGUUUCCUUUGCGGUGUUCGUGGAUCUGUGGGUCCCAGCGUGUGCGCGUAAAGAAGAGCAGAAGCGACUGGCAGGUUCUCCGCCCAGUCCAGAGUAAAAUCAAGUUUCUCUCAUCGUUUUACACGUCCACGAUGGGGUUGGGUUAUGCUUUUGCUCGGUUUUAUUAUCAGUUUUCAUUUUUAAUAUUCAUCCCUUUGUAGAACUUUGAUGGUCUGGGCUGGUGGCGCUCGGGAGCUGAUUUAUCCCCCACCUCUAUGAUAUUUCCAGCGGGCAGCGGUGCGAGCCGUACGGGGAGAGGUUACAGUAACACCGUGGGACUUUGCAACAAAACAAAACCCCUGGACGACCAAAGAACAGGAGGAGCUGCAAACCGGACGUGUUCUCUGUCGUAACGCGCGUCUUACUCGCUGGAGUGCUGCAACUUUUAGCUAGAAAUGGUUGGCAGGUUGAACUUGCCACAUGUAUGUGAAGGAGACCUACUGGAUAUGAGCUGCAGGGCUGAUAGAGGACUUGACAGCCCAGACUCUGGGUUGCCCCCGAGCCCGAACCCCGGCGCCUGGCUGCUGCCUGUGUGUGAUAAACCCGGUGGCGUGAGUCCGGUGUCUGAGGACGAAGCAAAGGAUCCCCUGGUUCCACUGUUACCCGCCAGGUCUUUCCCUCACCUACAGCCGGUGUCCUUUGGUGAAGGCAUAGCACUUGAUCCGCUCCCACCAAAGGAAGUGAGAUACAUCUCAUCCGUGCACUAUGAUUCGGACCGCCACUUCAUCCAGAACGUGUCCCUGCAGCCAUGGGGCCAAGGCCUUGAACACUGCAGGCAGACCAUCAUGGCCAUGCCCCACAGCACCUGGCGCCACUACAAGAUACAGCUAGACUUCCAGCCUCGCCAUCGGCCCCAGCACUUCAAGAGCACCACCAUCAUCUACCCCAAGAAAACCAGUACCGUCUACACUACAGAACUGAACUACGACUGCCACCGACUGUCCAGACGUUUCUUCUCCACUGUGGAGCUGGAGGCGGCUGGGCACAGAAAGCUACCUCACUGAGGGUGGGGGGAGAUGGUUGGCUGGGGACACACAAGGGGCAGCCAUUCCCAUAGUCCCUAUUAUGCCACCCUCUGGCUGCCACUGACCUGCUGUGUUGUUUUUUUACACUAGUGUACCUGUGACGUUACAAUGAGCAGAAAUAGCAAGACAUGAACUGAAUGGAUGAAAUAUCUUUGUUUUGAUAUCUUCAUAUUGUUGCCAAUGAAUACCCUGGCAAUUGUAUGAGAUUUUAAGGAUGGACACCAUAAGGUUCCAGAGACCUAACCUAAUAUAAUGUACUUUAUUGGCUAUAGAGUUUGACUCGUAUUGACUGAGAUUAUAGUGCUUAUUUGCCCUCAGCAACAUCGUAUCAAGUUGGUGAAGCAUUCAGAGUGGUUGGUUUUAAAUUUGAACAAUGAGGCCUUGGCGCAGUUCACAGAAUGUGCAUGAUGUAAUCAAAGAGAAGAGUUCCUUUAAAACCGCUAACCUACCAUAUGGUUUAAAACGAGUAGUAAAGGACACGAAAGGCAAUUAAAUGUGGUGCUGGAGUUUGGAUGCAUAUUAAGACAUCAGUGACUUAUCACUGCACAAAGAAGGUGGUGGUUUGUUUCUGCACAGGGUAUUGU